Chara braunii is the source of this 1346-nucleotide messenger RNA. Lineage: Eukaryota; Viridiplantae; Streptophyta; Charophyceae; Charales; Characeae. The record is from the annotation of a GenBank genome assembly.
ACGUGGAAAGAGUUCGAGAAGCUAUGGUUCACCCGGUUCAUGGUCCGCAACGUCAUGAAGGCGGCCAUGAACGAGGUGUACACCUGCUCUCAAGGAAAUAUGCCAACUCGAGACUGGACAACCAAGUGGCAGAAGAUAGUGACCACGCCAGGAUUCGAUUUGAGUUUUCCAAAUCAACGAUCCGAGUUCUUCUCGCGAUCGUGCGCGGGACUGCGGUCGGCACUCGGCAACGAGUACGACUAUGACACGUUCCAGGCCAUUCUGGAUCAUGCGAACUUAGUCAUCCAAACGGAUGACAAGGCCGCAAACGAACGGCAGUCCCAGCCGCAUUAUGUGGCUAAGCAGGGCUAUCAACGUCCGGCACAUAACAAUGCCGUGAUUUCUGAAGAAACAGACGAUCUCCACGCUGCAGCAGCAUCCUCGAGUGAUGGAGGAAUUGUAGCAGCGCUCCCGCCGAAGCGUCCCAAGAGAGUUCGGAAGAACAAGGCGACACAAGAGACARCAUCGACGGGMACWGGGCAGCAGCCAUGGACGGCUUACAAGAUAACCAAGGAUGUCUAUGACCUUCSUCAAAAGUACGGAUACUGCAUCUGGUGCAACGGCGUCACUCAUGUGACCGCACAAUGCCCCGAAAAGGGCAAGGCACGCGUACCCCGUCUUGGCCCGCGCGUUCGAAGGAAGACGCAACCUACGCAAGUUACACUCGCGGACGGCCGCACGCAAAAGUCAAUUGACCGAUGCGUUGACGGCGUUCCGGUCUACUUUGCGCCACUUGCGUGCGAGCCGGUGUCUUUUGACAUCCUCGACACCAAGUUCGACAUGAUUCUAGGCAUGUCUUGGUUGCGUAGUGCCGAUCAUCCGGUGAACUUCCAUAACCGAACCGUUCACAUCCGUGAUCGGAACGGAGUGUUAGUCCCAUGUACGGUCGCGACCCCUCACACUUCGAUUGCUUGUCACGUGGUUUCCGUUGYGCGAAUUCGCGACGCCAUUGCUCGGAAUGACGUCGAGGAGAUGGGCCUUGUAUUCUUGCAUGCUCUCCCCUCGCCGGACGGACCAGCCGCGUCACCGCCGGACCCACGCAUUUCUCACCUCUUGGACGAGUAUAGAGACGUCUUCGAGGCUCCCACCGGAACGGUUCCGCAUCGGCCCAUACGUCACGAGAUCACUCUCGAGGCUGGCGCCGUCCCUCCGCGUGGAUGUAUCUACCACAUGUGCGAAGAGGAACUCGACGUGCUUCGCGCAUAACUCGAUGAUCUUCUCGAUAAGGGCUGGAUUCGCCCUAGUCGCUCGCCAUACGGUGCACCUGUUCUCUUCGUCCGGAAGAAGAACAAAGAGCUACGGUUAUG